This is a messenger RNA of Penicillium malachiteum, 1899 nucleotides long. RefSeq lists its product as uncharacterized. Bases 1 to 1899 code for a protein of 632 amino acids. The record is from RefSeq and is a predicted model, not a curated record. NCBI's taxonomy places the organism in Eukaryota, Fungi, Ascomycota, Eurotiomycetes, Eurotiales, Aspergillaceae. The transcript has a single exon.
AUGAUGCUCAUCAGCAACUUCGGUACUAGGCGCCAGUACUUCUACUUCUGCCUCGCUACAGGCGCAGUGAUAACAUGCCUGUUAAAUCUCGCCCUCUUCACUAACAUAGAGAGGCGUACGAUUCAGAUUCCCGGACUCGGUGAAUUUAUCAUACCCUACAGCCAUGCGCCGGCACACUAUGCGAACGAUAACCACCCCAUUCAAAGCCUGAUGGAAGAAGCAAAUGAAAAAUGGGAGAAGUAUGAGAGUUCGCAUUCAACCAAUUUUCGCCAUGUGGUCUCCAAAUACCGCCAAGCAAAUGGCCGGCAUCCUCCCCCGGGGUUUAAAGACUGGUAUCUAUUCGCUCGAAAGAACAAAGUGCACGAUGUGGACAACUUCCAGCAGAUAAUGGAUGACCUGCGACCGUUCUGGGCUAUUCCUCCCGCAGAGAUACGAAAAAUGGCAGCAUCACUACAGGAGAGUCAGGGCAUCGCGGGUAUCCGAAUUCGAGAUCACCAUGUCGUAUCGGAGCCAAAUGGCUGGAGAGCAGAGACAUUGUCGCAUUCGAUCGAGCGCAUUGCGGCAUACCUACCAGAUAUGGAUAUUGCGAUGAAUACUUUGGACCAACCACGAGUUAUGGCGACCUAUGAAGACAUCCAAGAUUACUUGAAAAUCGAAGCAAGGAAUAGGACUAUGUUUGAGUUUCCGGUCGGCAAAUUCACACGCAAUAUGCUGCAUUUGUACGAUCCGAAUGCCACCAAUGCCAAUAUCGACCCGGGGUGGUUUUCUGUCGCAGGAAAGCCCUACAUGGAAUUUGCGCAGGAGUCAUGUUCACCCGGUUCACCAGCUCGAAAUGAUAGCAUGGGCACCGAGGAAAUUGAAAAGCUGUACAAGACUCCUGUGGGCGGUUUCAUCUCUAACUUUACCGGUUCAUCGGACUUAUGUACCGUGGGACCAAUUUUGGGUGACCAACACGGGUUCUUGUUUUCAGCCUCCAGUAACGUCAUCACGAGAAAAUUACUUCCUGUGUUUGGUGAGUGCAAGGUCAGCGUCAACAAUGAUAUCCUGUUCCCUGCGAACAUGUACUUCCUCAAGGACCCGCGAUAUGUCUUCAACCCACUUCAUGACAAAUCCUGGAAUUACAAAGAUGAUUCCUUAUUGUGGCGUGGUGUGACUUCAGGUGGAAUCCAAGUGGAAGAUAAUUGGCAUCGCUUACAUCGCCAGCGUUUUGUCCACAUGACAAACGCCACCGAAAUGAAUUCUCAAACCGUGUCAAUCUUAUCCCAGGAUAUGAAAAACGGAUACCAACCUAUGGAUUUCCAGCCUGCCGAAUUUGCGACAUCCUACUUUGAUGUGGGCUUCACAGAGGCCUGGGGCUGUAUUCCGGACUGUUCCUUCUACGAUAAUGUCUGGACAUACAAGGAACCCAAGGAUUUUAGCGAACAGUUCAAGGCAAAGUACCUGGUUGAUAUUGAUGGCCACAGUUUCUCUGGUCGCUGGCGCGCAUUCCAUCAGAGCAGGUCAUUAGGUCUGAAAGCUACAAUCUUCAGAGAGUGGCACGACUCUAGACUUCUUGCAUGGCGUCACUUUGUACCGAUGGAUAACAUGUAUGGGGAUUUGUAUUCCCUCAUGACUUACUUUAUUGGUAUGAAUUCUUCUCAGACCAACGCUCCUCAUGACGCCAUUGCUCCUGGACCUGCUAUCGCCUCACAUGAUUUUGAAGCUCAAAUGAUUGCGACCCAGAGUCGUGAGUGGGCCCAGCUCGCACUUCGUGACGAGGACCUGGAAAUCUAUCUCUAUCUUCUCCUGCUAGAGUAUGGACGUAUCAUCGAUGAUAACCGUGACGUUCUGGGAUACGCUGGGGAUGGGAGUGAGCUUGCAGAAUUUGAUGUCGAAUAUCAAUUGACAGCACCUCUGUAA